Molecule: messenger RNA, 2055 nt
Organism: Yamadazyma jaroonii
Lineage: Eukaryota; Fungi; Ascomycota; Pichiomycetes; Serinales; Debaryomycetaceae
Source: the annotation of a GenBank genome assembly
AUGAGUUCUAGUAAGAAUGGAUCCAAAUCUAUUAGAAGUAGUUCUGGCUCCAUUAGAUCAUUGAGGUCAACUGAUGAUAACCAUUUAUUGAAAACCAUCACUGAAGCUUCUCAUGAAAGUAGAAGCAUGCAUGAUGAAGAGCAAAAUAAUCAAUGGUGGUUUUGGAAAUCUAAUGAUGUUCGAAUAACGGAAAUAAGGCCAAGUAUAAGUCGUGAGGCUGAAGAACUUGAAGUUGAAAGUUGGUAUAAUUGGUUUGGUAAUUAUAAGAAUUCAGUUGCUUAUGUAUUUUAUCGAAAUGGUGAAGGAACUCCUUUACUUAGUGAUGGAAGAGAAGAUUACAAUCACGGAAGUAAUGGUCAACCGAAUCAUAAUAGUCAGCAGAAGGGUCAGCCACAGAAAAAUGACGGAUGGUUAACGUGGUUAUGGAAUUCACCAUCUGAAGAAGAAGAAGAUUAUGAAGGUUUUACUAAUGAUGUGGAAUUGUAUAAGCUUGCUAAGAAUGCCAUUGAAACUUCAAAAGAUUCAUGUUGUUAUGCUUAUAAAGGAUCAAUCAAUAGUCAGUUUCUUAUCAACGAUCAUGAAUUAUCAGUGUACGAUACACCAACCCAAUCACAACCUGUCAAAUAUAACAUCAAAAGAACCCCCGUUACACCAGCAGAAUCACAAGAAAAUUCAAUUCAAGUUAUAGUUUCAAACCUCAGUCCUGCUAAAACUCCUGUAAUGUCAUCAAAUUCUUCAAUUAAAUCCAUUGAAGCCCCACCUCCACCUUUAAUGAUGAACCGAAUCAUCCCCAACAUCGAAGAAAAUUUCCGAACCAUAACCUUCAUCACAAGAUUAAGACUUAUCGGAGAAAAGCUAUUAUUCCAACAAAAAUCAUCGGAGAACCAUCUAUAUAAACAAUCAUUGAAGCAUAUUGAAAAUAAAAAGUUACACAAAAUUAAACGAAUUAUGAUUAUUGGAGUUCAUGGGUUCUUACCUACCAAAUUUGUCAAAUCUAUGAUUGGCCAACAGACAGGAAAUUCAUUAACAUUUGUGGAAGAAGCUUCAAAAGCCGUAAAGUACUGGUUAAACGAUACUACUGAACCAGGAUUUGAAAAUAUGUACCACAUUGAUACCAUAUCUUUAGAAGGUCAAGGAACUAUUGAACAGAGAGUGGAAAAAUCAUUAGCAUUAUUGAAUAACUGGAUGAUGUUGAUUAAAGAUUGUGAUUUCCUUUAUUUCGUAGCCCAUGGACAAGGAUCCAUUAUAAGUAUAAAAUUAUUAGCCAGAUUAUUACAAUCAUCCGAAUUCAAGAUAAAUAAUAAAAGAAUUGGUUUACUUAGUAUGGCAGGACCAUUAUUAGGACCAAUGAAGAAUCUUGAUACCAAAAUUGUCAUUAGAGCUUACACUACAAUGGAAAAUGAGGUUCUUCAAGAAUUGAUUGAAUUAGGUAAACUGAACAGCGAAACGUUUCAAAACUUCCGGAAGGAUUUUGAAUGUAUCCUUAAUCAUGAUGUCAAAGUUACUUUAAGUGGGUCAAUUAAUGAUCAAUUAAUACCUUUAGAAUCAUCUUUAGGUAAUAACUUUUAUCAUCCUAACAUCUUCCGAACAAUAUUCGUUGAUUCAAAUAGCAACACACCUUCAUUUCUUAUCAAUUUAUGGAAACUUAUUUUAAUGUGUCGAAACAUUGGACAUUUAGAGCAUGGAAUUCUUAAAGAUCUUUCAGAAAGAUGUAUGGGCAUGAUCAAUGAUGGUGGCCAUGGAAAGAUCUUUAAAGAUUCCGAUAUUUAUUUAACUAGUUUGAAAUUUGCUUUAGAAUCAACUAAAGUUAAUCAAAAACGAGACAUGAGUUUCAUAACUCAUCAUAAUGAUAGGUCAAAUGAUUUAUUCAAGUUACCUUGGAGUGUAAGAGAACUACUUGAGGAUACUCUUCAAUCUAAACAUAUUACCAAUAUGAAACUUAUAAAAGACCUUAUUGAAUCAUUCAAUGAAUGGGAUCCAUCUAAAGCUUGGAAAGAUUAUAAAUUUGCUUUAGAUGCCCUUUCAGAAAUCGAUUAUGAUGAUUUACUUGUAUAA